Molecule: messenger RNA, 4295 nt
Organism: Sardina pilchardus (European sardine)
Lineage: Eukaryota; Metazoa; Chordata; Actinopteri; Clupeiformes; Clupeidae
Gene: bpnt2
Product: 3'(2'), 5'-bisphosphate nucleotidase 2
Exons: 5
Coding region: 488-1513 (341 amino acids)
Biological process (GO): phosphatidylinositol phosphate biosynthetic process
Cellular component (GO): endomembrane system
Molecular function (GO): 3'-nucleotidase activity
Source: RefSeq, a predicted model, not a curated record
GCUUUACCUCUGACCCCCAUGUAUGCUACGAUCUACCGGGGACGUGGAGCAAACAAGACAAGUUUACGUGGCAGCGAUGUAACGUUACUUUAAACUUCCCUUUGCGUAGUUUUCAUUAGUCGAUUUUUGUAACGUUAGCAUAACGUGCCGAAUCGGACUGUUUUUGCAUGCAAGCCAACGUGAAUUUCUUGCUACAUAACGUUAGCUAUCUAUCCAGCAACUAAACGUUACCAUUUGACGUACGGUCGUCAAAGGCUUCUCAAUAAGUUUCGUUGGCUGUCAGCUUCCUAACGUUAACGCUACUUUUUGGUAUUUACUAAAGACCUGUUGGGUGAUGCCUUGGCUAAAUUAAGAUGUUCAGUCAAAGUCAAAUUCAGUGUAGUAUCAGCUAGUCCUAGCUAAAUUGUUGACAGCCACUGAGUCUGUAAGUUAGAUCUACGCUAGCAUCAGUUAACUUCAGUUAACGUUACGUUGCCUUCCCUCAACAAUGGCACCUAUGGGUAUCCGGCUGUCUCCUCUUGGAGUGGCUGUAUUUUGCUUGUUAGGGCUUGGUGUGAUCUAUCACCUUUAUGCAGGAGUGAUCUCAAGUCGAAUAAAUGCCUUUAGACAGAAGAAAAAUGUGGAUUUGCGCGAUUUAUUAGCUCUUUCGAUCGAAGCUGCUGUCGAAGGUGGACGUGAAGUAAAGAGAAUCCGUGAGGACAACGCUCUGGAGGAGAGAUCGAAGGGGAAAACUAAGGAGGGUGUCAGUGAAAAGCUCACAUUGGGAGAUUUGAAUUCCCAUCGAAAGAUGUUCUACCUCUUUAAAAACACCUAUCCAUUUCUGCAGGUGAAUUCAGAGGAGCAUGACGAAGUCAAGGAAAACCCUGCCGUGUGGUCCCGUGAAAUUCCACCAGAUGUCCAGCAGAAGAUCAAAGGAAGUAGAGAGGUGGCUGCAGAUAGGAUCACUGUUUGGAUUGAUCCCCUGGAUGCAACACAAGAGUACACAGAGAACCUCAAAAAGUAUGUGACAACAAUGGUCUGUGUGGCUGUGGAUGGCGAGCCUGUCAUUGGUGUUAUUCAUAAACCCUUUACAGGAUACACCGCGUGGGCCUUGGUUGGUGACGGGGCCAAUGUGCUCCCACGUUCGGAGUACAGCAUCAGUGCCCCCAAGGUCAUCGUGUCCCGCUCUCAUGCAGGCAAGGUGAAGGGCUUCAUCGAGGAAGCCUUUGGAAAUAGUACAGUCAUCAUCCCAGCAGGGGGAGCAGGUUACAAGGUGCUUGCACUUCUUGACCCUCCUGAUGAGGAGUACGAAGAGGCCGAUAUCUAUGUCCACAUCACUUUUAUCAAAAAGUGGGACAUCUGUGCAGGCAAUGCCAUUCUGAAAGCACUUGGUGGUCACAUGACCACUCUGAAAGGAGUAGAGAUUGACUACUCCGGGUCUGAGAGAAAUGACGGUGGACUGCUUGCUAGUGUCAAAGUGGACCAUAAGACGCUCGUGGAGCGGCUAUCUAGUAUUGACAAGGAGAAACACUAGAUAUUCUAAGCACACAAUUGGAUAAAAUGUCUGAUAAACUGAUGAAGCAACCACCAAACACUCUUGAGCUACCCAUACAUAUAAGUACUUUUGUAUAAUGAUAAUGUAACAUAGAGACUCUUCCCUACAUGAUCUACAUCUUCUGUAUAGAUUCUGUGAACUGCAAGGGUGAAAGAAAAUUAUUAAUGUUUUUUUUGUUUGUUUCUUUGUUUGUCUGUAUGUUUGCUAUGAUUGCGAGUGCCUUUGGCAUAAAAUGAUGGAAAGGGGUUCAACUGCAUUAGACUGGUACUUGAUAUUCACACAGAUGGAGAUGGUUGUAAAAUCUUGAGAACUCUGAGAAGUGUUUGUUUAAGCGAAGGCUAGUCAGUAGCAUUUGAUAAUAUUUGACCCUGUUGCGUUUGGGUCUUAAAACAUGACAAAUACAAUUAUCUGGACAUCUAUCUUCUGCCAAUGUCUGCUGAAGGAUAGCUGUAUCUUGGAAGUAGUGUUUUAUGUUACAGCUCUGAAUUAAAAAAAAAAAAAAAGCAGGAUUUGAAUAAUUUGGCAAUACUAACUCAGACUUCACAUCCAUACAAGGGUUUUACUUGUGGGUAUUUUUACCUAAUAUGAAAAUGAUUGGGGGAGAGACAUUAAGGCUACUUCCUUUAAAAUGUGUAGGGUGUUUACUUUCAUGCUAAAAUGUGCAGUUACAGAAUGGUGUCUUGGUGGGUGGUGCCUGACUACUGCGUUGGACCCUUGGUUUUUCAAGCUGUCUGUAAUUUCUCUCCCAACCCAUCUGCGACUGGAUGACUUUCAUGUUAUGCUGUAUGUAUGCUUUUUAGAUGUAGUACUCAAGUGAAAAAUACGUCUACCAACUAAACACAAAUUGAAGGAUACCUGUGCACAUCAAAACUAUUGAAGACCGCUUUAGAUAGACACUUUUCUCAUUAGCCUAGCAGGUACAGUGCUCUUACUGUUUCAAUAGUGGCUUCAGCAGCUUUCAGAAGAUUCAGUAUUUGUAAAUUAUUUCAAGCAAUGAUAAUAUAAUAUGUUUAAUAUAUUUGAUCCAUUGUUACAACGAUACAAUUAAAGUCUGUUAUUUGAUCAUUCUGUUAUCCGUAUACAUAAUAGGUCAAUCUGAUGUCACGGCACCUUUGAAAACAUAAACUCACUGUGAUGAUUAUGAUUUAACACUGUCAGGCUUUGUUUUUGGAGCAUUUUUGAACAGCUGUAUGUCUGCGUUGAAGCUGUGGUGAAUAUAUAGCCAUAUGUAUGUCUUCUGUGUGUUGUGUGCAUGAAAUAUGAUUGACAAAUCAGAGGAUGUAGUGUUUUCAGUUUUUGAUUAAAAAAUAUUUAAAUACUGCAUGAACUCUUUUAAAAAAAACAAAAAUCACAUGCCACCAACCAAUUAUUUUAGUAAACUAACCUGUCUUUAAUUGGCAGAUUUGUUAUUUUUGUGCAAGUACUUUAGUAAAGCCUUGUCAUGCCUUGAACAUCUCUGAAUGAAUUUCAGGCAUGUUGACACUAUUAGGCCAAGGAGUAGGAGUAUAGCCUGAUUUGUGGUACAAGAAAAUGAGCACAACAAAGAUUGUUAUUAUGAUCAUUCUCAAUUACCUUUUUGAUGAUGAUCGCGUUCUCUUUUACCUUUUUGUUAUGUGGAAGGUGAAUUAUAUUGUGGUAGAGUGUGAAGAUGGGUGGAACGAUGUCCUUGUCAGAUAUUGGCCCGCAGAUGCAUGUAGUUCUAAAACAGACAACGCCAGAAAGAAAAUCAUACUUUUGUGUUUUAAGAGCUUGUUUUGUAGGCCUACAUCUGGUGAAACUGAGCAUGCAAAUGGACAGCCAUUGAUUGAAUCAACCCAUAUAAAUUGUGCUGCUUUCUCUAUAGCCAUUCUGUGACUGUCACUGCACAGACUGUUGAAAAAGGAUGAGGAGGAGAUAGAAAAUUAACAUUCAAUUACCUAAAUAGCCUACUGCAGAGGCUGAAAAAGAUGAUGGAUAGAAGUACCAUUUUGUUCGCUUUCCUUUUGUAUGUCUUUAAUCGAUCUACGUGCCUCCAACAUUUUUCUUAGAUGAAUUGUGAAGCAGCUUGGAUAGGCACCACUGAUUUCGCACACAUUUUAUUCACCUCUUACAUCGUUCCAGAUACAUUCCAUUAAUGAGCCGCGAUGAAAUUCUCAACCUGUAAGAGCCAAUCUUAUGUUAAGAGCUUUCAUUAUUUGACUCAACAGUGUCCAUUGUGACUGCUUGAAUAAGAAUUCACAUGAUGAGAUGCUGGUGGAGGAAAUAUUAUAUGAAGUAUGCAUAUGAAAUAUGAAAAGUGAACUGAUUAACUUUUCCUGUCUCCUCGGUUAAUUUUUGGAAAUAUGUUGAUGAUGAUAUUGCGCAAUAUGAGGACUGUUGUGUACACAAUUAAUCUAGGAUUCACUUUACUGUGCAGUGUUCCAAGAAAUUCUAUUCAAGGAUAUUUCACAUCUCCAGAGCAAACUAGCUUCUCUGUUCAGUUUAUUAUAGCCACAUAUAGCAAUUAAACUCACAAGGCAGGACACCAAUACAAUACAGUAUACUGUAAUAACUGUGAGGUUAUUUUUAGGGAUUUUUUUUGUUGUCAGCCGACCUGCUUUAACCAGUAAUUGUACAUUAGACUCUAGAAUUAAUCUACAGGUAGAUGUCUCAUAGUACACUUUACACACCUCACAAAGAUUAAAUAUGACCUUUGUUUGAUAUCAACUCCAGUCUGGUGAUCAUUUUUUUGUGUACAACCCUAAAAAAAUGUAAUGUUUAAAUAAACAAAACGUUUAAAUCA